Molecule: messenger RNA, 1756 nt
Organism: Salvia hispanica
Lineage: Eukaryota; Viridiplantae; Streptophyta; Magnoliopsida; Lamiales; Lamiaceae
Gene: PTAC16
Product: plastid transcriptionally active 16
Source: RefSeq, a predicted model, not a curated record
GAACUCAACAAUCUAUCUUUCCUAGAAUGGAUAAACCAAGGCAGACAUGAUUCUCUGAUCAUCCAUCUCUUCUUCCCACCUUCCCAUGGCGCCAACUCUCUCUUCAAAUUCCUUUCUCCUCACCACCACCAUUCCUCCUUCCAGAACCGCCCUCUCCACUCACAGUCACCGCCCUCCCACUAUCUUCGCCAAGAAGUCCGAUGACGAAACCCCCUUCCGCUUCGAUUUUGAUUUCAGCAAGCUUCCCGACGUCACCUCGUUAGUCCCCGUGGUCUCCAAUCCAUCCUCGCGGCUCUCAUUCCGCCGCAAGGAGCCCGGCACUGUGUUCGUCGCCGGGGCCACGGGGCAGGCCGGGAUCCGCAUUGCCCAGACGCUCCUCCGCCAAGGCUUCAGCGUCCGGGCAGGCGUCCCCGACCUCGCUGCUGCCCAGGAGCUCGCCCUUCUCGCUGCCCAGUAUAAGAUAAUUUCUGCUGAGGAAUCAAAGAGGCUGAACGCGGUUGCUUCAGCCUUCGACGACGCAGAAUCAAUCGCCAAAGCCAUCGGCAGUGCUAGCAAAGUGGUGGUGACCAUCGGCGCAGGGGAGAACGGCCCGAGUGCCCAAGUGAGCACACUGGAUGCCCUGUUAGUGGUCGAGGCUGCUAAGCUAGCAAAUGUUGGGCAUGUGGCGAUUGUCUACGACGAGGCCCCCGGGAUCUCGUCCACCUACAACGUUCUAGACGGCAUCACUUCCUUCUUCAGCAACCUAUUUGCCAAAUCUCAGCCCUUAACCAUCACUGAGUUUCUGCAGAGUGUGGUGAAAGCCGAUGUCGCCUACACUCUCAUAAAGACCAAGCUGACCGAGGACUUUUCGCCUGAGAGUUCUUACAACCUUGUCGUCUCUGGUGAGGGGAGCGCUGCCGCUGCUGCUGCCAACGACUACAAAGUUGCAAGAUCACAGAUAGCUUCACUGGUGGCUGAUGUCUUCUCCAAUACAGAAAUUGCAGAAAACAAGGUUGUGGAGGUCUCUACUGAUCCAUCCGCGCCAUCAAAGGCUGUAUACGAACUUCUGAGUGCCAUCCCAGAGGAUGGGAGAAGAAAGGCUUAUGCAGAAGCCCUUGCAAAGGAGGAGGCAGAGGAAGAAGCGCUGAGAGCAACAGAAGAAGCUCGGAAAAGUGCUGAACCAGCGAAGAAGGCUGAGCAAGAGGAGGAAGACCUAGCUGCCAGUCUAUCAGAAGCUCAGAAGAAGGCGGGAGAGUCGGUUGAGAGCUUCUUGAACACGGCCAAAGGCUUCAGCUCGGGCAUAAACUGGGAUAACUUGAGCUCACAGCUUAAAUCGGCUGUUCAGAAGAAUGAGGAAGCGGACGAGCCUAAAGUGCAGGUUGCAACGGUGAGGGGGCAGGCCAAGGCGCGUUCCCUGCCUUCUCUCAAGGCAGUGGUGAAGAAGCCUGCCCGGACACCUCCAGUUUCCAAGGCCAAGGAUGUCCCGAAACCUAAGGCGAAAGCGCCUGAGCCCAGCAAGGAGACGCGGAAGGUUUUUGGUGGUUUGUUCAAGCAGGAAACCAUCUACAUUGAUGAUGACUAGAGCACGAAUUGCAAUGCUGCAUCGUCUUUGCCUCGUAUAGGUGAUCGAUUCUUUUCGUAUUUGAGACGGUGGUGUGUUACCUUCCUCCUGACUCAUGCUUCUGUGAAUUUUUGCUGUUGUAAUGAUGUGUAAGCUGUGCAUAACCAUAAACUCCCUUGAGCACAUAAUUUAGCUAAAGUAAAUGUAUUUCAAGUU